This is a messenger RNA of Osmerus eperlanus (European smelt), 2328 nucleotides long. RefSeq names its product NOP protein chaperone 1 (gene nopchap1). The transcript is spliced from 4 exons. Gene Ontology annotation, biological process: box C/D snoRNP assembly. The record is from RefSeq and is a predicted model, not a curated record. Gene Ontology annotation, molecular function: box C/D methylation guide snoRNP complex binding. Lineage: Eukaryota; Metazoa; Chordata; Actinopteri; Osmeriformes; Osmeridae. Bases 58 to 546 code for a protein of 162 amino acids.
CAUUGGUGAAUAAAACAACCGGAAACAUCCGGAAUCAACAAAGCAUCAGAAAGACGCAUGUCGCAGCGUAAUAAUCCUACAACGACAAAAAUGGAAUUGGAUUUUAAUAUUAAGAAAUCUGAAUCACAAGAUUUGCUCUCUUUUGCCAACGGCAGAGGUCUCCACGACAAGCUUCUUCUCAAAUCUUCAAAGAUUGGCACCACUUUGCAGACCGAGAGGAUCCCAAGAAGUAGCGUGCUGGAUAGGCUUCAGAGCUUCCUGCCGCAAAUGUCCCAGGCCAAUGAUAAGUUGAAACGGGCGAUGGAGCAGUGUCCUCCUGGCCACUUUGACAUAGAGAGUGUGGAGGAGAGCGAGAAGAUCAUAGAAAUGGAUGUAGCAGUGGUAGAGCUGAGUGGUUCGGAUAAUGAUUCUGAGGAUUCCUCACAGACCGGCGAAUCAGAUUCUGAUGAGGAGAGUGAGUUGACUGAAGAAAGCCUUAAACUGCCCAGCAACAGCCAGAGGAACAGAAAAGUCAACAUCCAAGUGCUGGAGAAUCUGGAGAAUUAGGUCUUUAUGGCCAUUUGGGAACUUUAACUUUAACGUUGAUCAACUGUUGGGAGAUCAGUUCACUCAGUCAACUCCUGGUAUAUGAGCUGGUUACGACUAACUGGACCUGCAGUUGAGAUCAUAUUGAUGGAUCCUACAUUGCAGACCUUAUUUUGGAGUUAUAAUGGAAACACCAAGGAGACUUGCUGGAUUUGGAUUGCAAUUAUAGUGGGAACACAAACAUCAGAAUGUACCAUGAGGACAUACCUUUUUUUAAUGAGACAAAUAUAAUUUAAGCAAAAACGUUAUAAAGUUAUUAUAGUAUUUUAGAAUGAAUUGUGUUGGUGAUUGUGAUGGGACCUAGAAGCAUAUAUGAUCAUGUAUGUGGCCCCUCAGUUAAUCUUGUGAGACUGCUGAACCUAGGAUGUAUUUGAUUAUUUUAGGGGAUACAGAAUUGAGCUGUACUGUAUGUUUCAAAACGACAGGAUAUUUUCUAAUACAAAGUUGCAUAGAUAAUGGGGCAAAGCCAUUUAAGGAAUCCAGAUUUUAUUUUUUAUCAAUCACCUGUGCCUUGUGAAAAUGGAUGAAAGCCUUUAGCAUAAUCUGCAUUACAUUGUGGGUUUUGUAAUUAGACAAAUUCAUGAGUAACUUGAUGAUGCUUGAUCUCUCAACUCCAGUUUUGUUGAAUAUUGUUGUACUUCAUUAUAAAAUUAUUAGAAUCCUGAAUUGUUUGUGUGCUUGGUAUAGUAGUCUAGGAUUAAAUGAUUGAAGAUGAACAAACAUGGAGGUGUAGGCUGGGAAAUAUCCUGUCCCCACCUUCAUCUGACAGUUGCUGGACGGAGUCUUUGCUUGAUGAUCCUCCCACCUCAUUAUGUGACUUACUGUUGCAUUGGUAGUCAUAUGUUGAUAAGCAAGGUUCCAUAUGUGGUCUGAUUAGUUAUUCUUACAUAUAAUAGCUGGGUAUAAAAGGUAAUAUGGAGCAUUGUUCUGGGUUGUGUGUACAUUCAUUUCUCAGCUUGUACUUGCUCUCUGAUUUACAAUCAGGGUACAGCAGGUAAGAUUGAAACCUUCAUUUUGUAACAUGUUCGCCUUGUAAUUGACUUCAUUCAUUUGCAAAGUAUACAUUUAAUUUCUUUACUUUGACCAUUCCUGCUCUGAUCUAACCUAUUGAGUCAAAUAACUGCACUUCCAGCGUAUUUGGUUAAUAAUGUCCAGUUUACCCCUCUUCCAUUAGAGGAGGGGUAAAAGGACGGGCAUCAUUUUUUUGUAGUUUGGCAAAUACAACAACCCGUGCAGAGGUCAUCACCAAGGAAACAAGAGCAACUUUGAAAGAGACGAUAAUUUAUUCACCAAUGCUCAUUUCAAAGUGAACACUGACAGAUAGGUGCUGAGUGUGUGGAACAAGAGUCUCCCUUUUUGUACAGAUUCGCCAAGUGCUUAACAAACAAUGGCACAGAUGAUGGAAACAUAGGAUUUCAUAGCCCUUGGAACCGUGCCUGUGGCCAACUCCUUUUAACAAUACUGUAUUCAUUCUUCUCUGUUAGUUUCUUUUUAAUAUAUUACAAAAAGUAAAACCCCAUAAAACUAGGUUGGUGUGCUUUAAAACAAAUGGUCUGAUAGUAUGACUGAAUACAAUGUCAAAAAAUAUAUAACAGUUCAUUUCCACUUCUGUAAUAAAAUAUUUACAAAUACACGAAAUUUUGAAAAAGAUUUGCAAAUGUAUUCAGCAAAAUAACGGUACCAGCAGCUUUGAUGAAGCGCCAAAACCCAGUUAGCCUGUGUGAGCUACAAUGAAAAGCUGUA